Messenger RNA from Anopheles coustani, 2027 nucleotides. RefSeq lists its product as uncharacterized. The coding region runs from base 1 to 1980 and encodes 659 amino acids. The transcript is spliced from 5 exons. The record is from RefSeq and is a predicted model, not a curated record. NCBI's taxonomy places the organism in Eukaryota, Metazoa, Arthropoda, Insecta, Diptera, Culicidae.
AUGUGCAAUACAACGGACCAAAACGGAAGUGAAAUGCACGUGGAAAUAGAAGUUCCAGACACGGGAGCGGUGUUCACUUUGGGUAAAUCGUACCUCUACGAUGACACCAUCAAGGAACAAACGACACCCGUGCCGAACGUAAGCAGAACCCCAGAACCGCCCGGAAAUGAUGGUGCACGACGAAAGCUUCCGACGCGCCAGCAGAGCUACUUCUUCGUCAAGAAUGAUCCGAUCGUGAAAAUUGUGUGCGGCCACAAACAGAGUGGCGUCGUUUGCGAAUCUGGACGACUGUUUGUAUGGGGAUACAGCCAGCAUGGGCAGCUUGGACUGGGAAACACGGACACCAUCCAUAAACCUUCCUGCGUGCGUUCGCUCAAGCGAUCGAGAGAAAGAGUGCAAUCAUUUUGCUUCGGAGGAAAUGGCUUCUGCGUGAUCCUUACAGAGACGGGAAAAGUUUUCUACACUGGAAAAAGUAUUUUCCCGUUCAACGCGAAGGUGACCUCAUUGCUGGAGGCAACAACGUUGCAUAAAAAUCCCACCGACAACAGCGAGUUCACACCGUUCCCAGUGGAGCUACGUGAAUUCAACGAUUGUCUUCAAGAAGAGGGCGAACGUUUCACGGAAGCCGUCGCUGGUUUCAACCACUUUAUCCUGCUCAGUUCCAGCGGCGUUUGUUAUGGCUGGGGAUACAACAGCCACCAGCAGCUCGGUGGAGUGGAUUCGCUGAAGAUACUCUCCCGGCCGGAUCGAAUCGCCAUCGAGGGAACCGUAGAGCGGGUGCUUUGUGGCAACUAUUGUUCGCUCUUCGUGACCACAACGAACGAGCUGUUUCUGGUGGGGAAAUUUCAAAAGAUAACCAUUCCCGUGCUCAAGCCACUGUCGAAUGUGAUGCUCCCGGCGAAGGUGAAAGCGGGCGAGAUUACUGGCUGGGACUGCAUCUACUUGCUGCUCGAAAACCAUCAAGUGUUUCGUUCCACGCGAGUUCCGAAGGUAGACGACUUGCGGUUCGAGCCGUUUGAAAACCUUGCCGGUUUGUUGGGUGAGGAUGAAUAUGUCACCAAAAUGGCAUCGGCAAAUGAUUGCAUUUCUUUCGUCACCAGUCGGGGUCGACUGCUGACGACGUACGACGAUGACUGUCCGUUCACGGCGUCGGAACACUUCAAGGAGUUGAGUAAAUUUAAAAACUUCAACGUUACCGACAUCGCCAGCGGCACCGAACAUUCCCUCGUGUUGGCUUUCCCCGCAGCGGAACGGUUGGACGUAACGCGUGCACUGGAGCUGCUUCGCAAUGGCACUCCGAUUCCUACCGACCUGCAAGCCGACGCUCAGAUGGCACAGGAGUUCUUGCGCAACGAAAAACGACGCCUUCGCCGGGAGCACGUCGAACGGGAGAUCUCCAAGGACGAAUCGAUCACAAUCGAAACAGGAGCAGAUUCAGAGGUGCGCUUUAUCAACGACGGCAUGGAUAUAACGAGAAGCCGCACGCCAAACGGGAAGCACAAGAGUCGCCAUCACCUAAAACCGUCCGAAGAAGAUGAAACGGAUCGCUUCUCGGCGCACAACGAAAUUAUCCCCAGGAAAACGCACACGCCCAACAUCAGUCAGCUGAUCGACUACAGUGACGAUGAUAACGAUAGCAUUUCGUCCCAGUCCACCUUCAACGACGAAGAGGAAGCGGCAGAGAAAGCGGAAGAGGCCUACAACAAACAGAAUAAAAAUGGCAUGAAAAACGACAGCAACAACAAUAACCACAGCGACGACACCCGGAAGCACAGCCUCGGGAGUAAACUUAACGGUAGCCUUGGGAGCACGAAGUCCAGCGACAGGAUGAGAAAAUUCUUCAAGGAGCUGAAGUCGAAAAGUAUGGAUGUUUCCUGCAAGAAUCCGGGGGUCGUUCUGGACGACGACGUCAAAUACUCCAAAAACGAUCAGAUGAUCCAGGCGGAGGACCGAGCCUCCAAAGUAUGCACAAUAAUGUAGUUUCACUUGCUCUAGGUUUUGAAUACUGUAAACAUGAAAUAAAUCAC